AUGGCUCCCCUUCUGCUUCUUCGUCUUCUUCGAAAUCAGACAGCCGACUUGUGUCACUUCCUCAGCCUUGUUGCUGGGCUUUUUGCACCCCCGUCUCUCCUUAGGAAUGCGCUCAUAUCCCGUGACAUUGCCUCCGCAUCGCGACAACCUGCGGCCCUUAUCCUGGGUCAAAUCACGGCUGUCGUGAACUUUGUUAUCGGAGCUUCUCAGACCCCGCUUCUCUCUGCACGCUUGCACAGGCCCGCCUCGAUGCUGCAUGAACGAUCUGCAAUGCCCAACACCACUUCCACUGCCCGCCUUCGAUAG
Plenodomus lingam JN3 is the source of this 306-nucleotide messenger RNA. RefSeq lists its product as uncharacterized. The record is from RefSeq and is a predicted model, not a curated record. Lineage: Eukaryota; Fungi; Ascomycota; Dothideomycetes; Pleosporales; Leptosphaeriaceae.